Rhizopus microsporus ATCC 52813 is the source of this 690-nucleotide messenger RNA. RefSeq lists its product as uncharacterized. NCBI's taxonomy places the organism in Eukaryota, Fungi, Mucoromycota, Mucoromycetes, Mucorales, Rhizopodaceae. The transcript has 5 exons. The coding region runs from base 1 to 690 and encodes 229 amino acids. The record is from RefSeq and is a predicted model, not a curated record.
AUGCAGAAAUUGGAAGAAGGUUGGGAGACGAUUCAUCAAAACAAUAUGAUUAACUAUAGAAAACAAAAAGCAGCCAAUGAAUUAUUGAAACGAUUGCAGCACACAGGUCAACUUCAUUAUACAGCUUGUCAACAGUUGGAACACUCUGAAGCCGACUUGCGUGAAAUACAGACAAGCAUUGGACAGAUACAAAACACUGCACCACUAGAACAGCAGAUAGAUCAAGCUAAUAGAGAGCAUCAAAUAAAAGAGUUUGAACAAUGGAAAGAAAAUGAAGAAAAGGAAUUGAUGAAUGAGAUAGCAGCAAGGCGGACUCUACUAGUAGAAAAAGAGAACAAAUUAAAAAAGGAGUAUGAAGAAUAUGAGAGCAUUCAAAAGAAGAAAAAACUCGAGUUAUAUGAAGCAACAUUUAACGCUGAACUAGAGGACUAUAAGCGUAGAAGGGAAACUGAAAUAUCUUCAUUAUACAAUCGUAGAAACAUGACGUCUGUUCAAACAUCGUUAGAGCAAUUGCAACUGGUAGAUGAAAAUAAAGAGGAUCUGGAUGACUUUCUAGGUACAAGCGAAGCGAACAAGACAACAACAACAAUAACAACAAGAAGCGACAUAAAGGAAUCAAAGGAUGAUUCAUCUUCAAGUGAAGACGAAAGAGCAGAUAUAUUAAGGGACGAAGACUAUGAUGAUGUGUGA